AUGCCUUUCACCGAAUUUAUAAAGCCUUCAAUUGUUCAAUCAGAUGAAUCAGUUGAUGCGUUCACCAACACUGUUGUUCCAGCAAUUAGAUCUUUCGUAAAAUCAGCUCCUGGUUUCGAACUUGGCACAGCCGGAUACAUCUUGUUCGAAAACAAUGUUGCUGUACCAGCGUCUUCAUUCAUUCCAAUUGUGGGCGUAGAAUGGGAGAACCCGGAAUCAUUUCAUGGUAUUAUCCAGAGUAAACAGCUUCCGAUAUUUAUUGGAAAGAUAAAGCCAUAUCUUACUGCUCCCACAAGCCCAGAAUUAUACGAGACUGAUAUCUCACCAAAAGAUAUCUUUGCAUCCCCAAUAAUCGAAGUCUUUAGAAUUAAUAUUCAUGAAGACUCCGAGAAAGAGAUUGCUGCCAAAACAGCAUGGGGAGCAUUCGCAGUAGCGUUGAAGGGUACACACAUUCUGAGUGGUGUUAGUGUAAACUUGCCAGAGAGAACGUUUCUGGGAUUGAUCGGUUGGAGUGGAAUUGAGCGACGGAGAAUGGCAUUAGAUAAAGUGGAGCACCUUAAACAGGCUGUCGAGAGUUUGAAGGAUUCUCACUCGUUUGUUGCUGAGCUCAAUACAGUUAUCUAG
This is a messenger RNA of Botrytis porri, 624 nucleotides long. RefSeq lists its product as uncharacterized. NCBI's taxonomy places the organism in Eukaryota, Fungi, Ascomycota, Leotiomycetes, Helotiales, Sclerotiniaceae. The transcript is spliced from 3 exons. Bases 1 to 624 code for a protein of 207 amino acids. The record is from RefSeq and is a predicted model, not a curated record.